Funneliformis mosseae is the source of this 1887-nucleotide messenger RNA. NCBI's taxonomy places the organism in Eukaryota, Fungi, Glomeromycota, Glomeromycetes, Glomerales, Glomeraceae. The record is from the annotation of a GenBank genome assembly.
AUGUCUGCAACAUUAAGAUCGAAUGUCCACGUAAAUUUUUUGGCACCUGAUUAUUUAGAUGUUAACGAUUAUUUUAAAAAAGUAGGUGCCCAAGACUGGAGGCUUAAGCAUUACCUAAAUUAUCGUUUGGAGACCGAAGAUAUAAUUCCAAGCUGGAUCACCGUUUACGAAGAUUGGUUUGCUUCUCUCAACAUUAUCUCAAAAACUAAUCAUAAAAAAAUUCCCGUCAGUGUAAUUUCGUUUUGCAAAGAAUUAGCAAAUUUUAGUACUUUUGAAGGAGAGUCAAUCCUAGAGCGUUGUAAGGAAUGGUACCAUAAUUUCUACGAGCGUUACUGUGAUCUGCAACUCACCGAGAGGGUCCAGCACAUAGAAGAAAAAAUAUACUCUUCUCAAAAAGUAAUAUAUUCGUCGCAAAAAUUAUCGGAGCUGUUACAAGGAACGACAAUUAUAAAAAAAAGAUCACAUGAUGACAACGAUGACAACAAAGCAGGCCCGUCAAAUGAAAAACGUAGUCGGCAUGAGGAUUUAUCGUGUGAAAGUACAACAGGAGCAUGUUUAGAGUCUUAUCAACGUGAACAAGACGAGCUACGAAUACUUGAAAUCGAGACUGAAGAACCUCCGAUUGAGUGGGAAUUUAGUGCACCAAAACCAAAUUGGCUAGAUAAAAUAGCUCAGGAGCAACAAUUGUUAACUUCUGCAUUGUUUUCUAAUGAUGAUACAAAAAUUCGAUAUGAACUGUCAUUAAAUCCAAUCUUGUGGAAAAUCAUUGAUUUAUUUGAUCAAAGAACCACGAACCUUUUAUCAGAAAAUGAAUUAUCAGAAUUAAAUACAACAGUUUCAGCUUCUCUUAAAAAUUGGACGAUCUUGGAACCUAUGGCAGAGAGAUAUCUCCAUUCUUUAGCAAAACUUGAUGGCAAUCAACUUCGCAUCAUUGGUGAAAUUGUAAGACCCAAGGGUACACAUGGCGCAAUCCUUGAAUUGCAAAAAAUAUUAAAUAACAUUAAAGGAAACCCACCCGAAGAAUCUGAUGAUGAUCUCUUUGAGGAUAAAAGUACUUUUGAAAAUGAUAAUAAAAACUUUCAUGAAGAAAUCCAAUUAUCUACCAAAGAUCACACGAAUGCUGAUGUUGCAUUCAUUUUCGAUUUAAUUAGAUUCACAUGCGAAAUGAUCGCAAAAGGAAUCCCCCAGCGACAAAAUUCCGAACGAGACAUUGAUAUGUUUAUAAAGAGACACAUUUUUUCUUGUUUCGAUACUAUAUUAGAUAGUCAUUUUGGGGAAGUAGUAUCGAGGGCUUCCAGGAAUCGUCGAGCAGUAGCUAUAGAUGCACCAAGUAACACAGAGGGAUAUCAUCUCGACUGGAUGUUUACAAAACAUGAUUUAGGGAAAGAAUUGUACUGGGGUCGUGAGUUUUCCCUCUGUGAGAGAACUAGUUCCAAAUGUGAAGAUACGUCAAAGGUUCUUUCGAAUACCCUUAAGGUACAAAAGACCUUAAGAGAUAUGCAUCGAAAUUUAAUAGAGUCAAUAUCUGAUGAGAGCGGUGGAAUGUUAUCAAUGCCAGUUCUUCAUGCUAGCACCAAACUUUUGAUGCCCGGAUUUUUGUCGUCAUAUUUUUUCUUACGUGCUAUGCUGAUUGUCUACAUUGGAGGUGGAUUUUACGUAUCUGCCAAUUUAGCGGAUCUUUAUAUCCCAACCAAAUAUGAAGAACUCGAAUCUAUUCUUAAAAUUUCACGAGUAAUGCUUCAAGUAAAGAAAUUAUUAUCCUUUACUAUUUCGCGGUUUAAAAGUAUAAAGAACAGAGCAGAAAAAGAAAAAUUUGCACCCGGAAGAGUGGUAAUUCCUGCCAGACAGCAGGAACACCGAUCGCCCCCCCAAAAAAAGAAUCAUUGA